AUGUCGCUGGUGGAGCAAGCCAAGAAGAAGGCGGCGCAUGCUGCCGUGGAUGACUACAUCGCCAAACAUCUCCAGAACGUGGACGAAGAAGCGCCGCUCGUGGUGGGCAUCGGCAGUGGCUCCACCAUCGUCUACGCGGUGGAGCGAUUGAUCGAGAUUGUGGGCGAAGCCAAGAAGGCACAUGGCGGUAAAGCAAGGCAGGUUGUGUGCAUUCCCACAUCCUUCCAAGCCACCCAGCUCAUUCAAGAUGCCCCGCAUGGAUUGCUUCAUCUUGGAGAUCUGGCCAGGCAUUCGGUGAUCGACGUGGCCAUCGACGGAGCCGAUGAAGUGGACGCCAACCUGCAGCUCAUCAAGGGCGGUGGCGGCUGCUGCACGCAGGAGAAGAUCGUUGCUGUCAACGCCAAGCAAUUCGUGGUGGUGGCAGACUACCGCAAGCAGUCAAAGCUGCUGGGCGAGAAGUGGCGGAAAGGCGUACCCGUCGAAGUCAUCCCCAUAAGCUACAAGCCCCUCAUGCGCAAGUUCGAGACCCUCGGCGGACGCCCCGUGCUGCGCAUGGGAGAGCCGGCCAAGGCAGGUCCGUGCGUGACCGACAACGGAAACUUCCUCAUCGACGUCGAUUUCGGCACCAUCGCCGACCCCGAGGGCCUCCACAAGGAGAUCAAGCUCCUGGCCGGCGUCGUGGAGACAGGACUCUUCAUCAACAUGGCCGAGAAAGCUUACUUCGGUCUGGAGGACGGAACGGUGUCUGCCAUCACCAAGCCCUUAGCCAAGGAAUGA
Molecule: messenger RNA, 777 nt
Organism: Acanthamoeba castellanii str. Neff
Lineage: Eukaryota; Discosea; Longamoebia; Acanthamoebidae
Product: ribose 5phosphate isomerase A, putative
Exons: 5
Coding region: 1-777 (258 amino acids)
Biological process (GO): D-ribose metabolic process; pentose-phosphate shunt, non-oxidative branch
Cellular component (GO): intracellular membrane-bounded organelle
Molecular function (GO): ribose-5-phosphate isomerase activity
Source: RefSeq, a predicted model, not a curated record